AUGUGGAUAUUACCUCUGCUCGGAUACUUGGGAGUUGUGCUGGGGUUUGCCUUUCUUACGCUCGCCAUAGCUUCGGGAUUGUACUAUCUUUCCGAGCUUGUCGAAGAGCAUACAGUGCUUGCGAAGAAGCUUCUCACGAAUUUGAUAUACGGCGUGAUUGGGAUCCAACUCAUGCUUCUCCUCGUCGAUGGAUUCCCCUUCGGACUGAGCAUGCUGAGUGUCGCGUCCCACAUCUUAUACGCGCAGAACCUACGACGGUUUCCGAUUGUCAAACUCACGGACCCAUUGUUCCUGAUAUCCUGCGGUCUCGUCAUCCUAAACCACUACCUCUGGUUCCGCCACUUCAGCGCCACGCCCCCGCACCACUCCUCCUCGCACUACCCCUACUCGCGCGACCCGUCCAUCCCAACCUUCACCGAAAUCGCCUCCUACUUCGGACUCUGCGUGUGGCUGGUCCCGUUCGCUCUGUUCGUCUCGCUAUCCGCCGGGGAGAACGUGCUCCCGUCGAUGGGCUCCGAGUACGCGACGGGAGAAGGGAGCAGUUUUAUAAGCCCCGGAAAAGAGCCGGCGGGCGGAUAUGGGAGCGGAGCGGCAGGUGUGGGAGGAGGUAUGGAGGGAAGGAGGAGACAAAGGAGUGGGACGAAUGCGGGCAUGGCGAAGGCGAUGGUUAAUGGGGUUAGAGAGUGGGUGGGCGAGACGGGAGAGGUUAUGGGAUUGUGGAAGGGGGAGAGGACGAGGCGUACUUUUUGA
Molecule: messenger RNA, 750 nt
Organism: Trematosphaeria pertusa
Lineage: Eukaryota; Fungi; Ascomycota; Dothideomycetes; Pleosporales; Trematosphaeriaceae
Product: DUF396-domain-containing protein
Exons: 3
Coding region: 1-750 (249 amino acids)
Biological process (GO): endoplasmic reticulum to Golgi vesicle-mediated transport
Cellular component (GO): COPII-coated ER to Golgi transport vesicle; endoplasmic reticulum membrane; Golgi membrane
Molecular function (GO): COPII receptor activity
Source: RefSeq, a predicted model, not a curated record